AUUCAAGUAAUCACAGCAGCUCAGCACAACUGAAACUGAAGAUUAUGGAAGAAGAUUGAAUCAAUUAAUAGGAAACCAUGGAAAUAUUUGGGAUAUAGUUGCAAAAAAAUGCAGUUCAAGAACAUGCAAACAGGGGGGAAAUACUGACCGCCAAUCCGACAUGGCUGCAAUUGCACACGCCAAGAUACGGGUCAGGUCACCCUAAAUGCCGGUCCACUCGCUCACAGAAAUAAAAGGUCAUCACCGCUGAUUCAGCGCCAACCACCACCACCAUCGUCACCUCCAGAAAAGACCCGAAUAAGUCUGAAAUAUUCACCUCAAAAACGUGAAUAUGAAAAAACAGUGAAUAAUCAAAUAGAAAGCCAAUGGAAACCAUGGGAUGUUUGCAGUAUAGUAAUGGUGGAAAGAAUUGCAGUUGAGCUUGCGAACGGGUAAAUAGGGAAAAGGACAUGGACACCACCAUGGCUGCAAACACACCAAAUCCGGGAUUGAAGUGGAAAUGGUAGCCAAACAUGCAUUUGAUUCCCACACAUACUAUUACACAGAGGCUCAGAUUGUAUUUUACCUAUCAGCAAAACAAGAGCACAACCUGCCAUGGCUGCAAGAAACUGUCAAGCCGUUCAAGUGCCCAAGCCAAGAUACAAGAGGUCCCAAAUUCAGUUUUCAUUAUGAAAUAUCAAAAAAUGAUAAUCACUGUAUCAACUUUGAAAAUCAUGGUUUCAGUUAUACUGGUUAUCCCAUAAUUUCAAUUAGGUCAAUACUUUCCCAAUCAAAGAAGAACCAACAGGUGUUUUCAAUCCGUAGAAUUUUUAACCAUAUACGGAGUACAACACAAACUACAAGAACAAGCAAACCCAGUAAAAUCCCUUAGAAGUGGAGGAUGUAUUUAUGCAAAACUUACCCUAACUAGUAAGUAGAGAGGCUGUUAAGAAUGAAGAGUGAAAUGCUUUCUGAUCUAAAUGGAAUGAAAUGAAAUGCCUUCCGACUUAAAUGCAUCUUAGUACAUGAGGCUCAGAUUACAUUCACUCUAUCAGAAAAACAGCACAAGGCACAGGCAAACCUAGCCAUGGCUGCAAGAAGACAACUGCCUCGCCAAGAUGCAGGCCACCUCACCCUAGAGAUCUGAUUUUUGCAUCUAAAAAAUACUCCGUAAAAGAUUAUCAUCACAGCCUCAACUUUGAUACAUUAAGGUUUCACACAUUCAACUAUUCAAGUAAUCCCAGCAACUCAGCACAACUGAAACUGAUUAAAAAUAUAAUAAUCCCUCCGUCUCUUAAAUAAAUUGCAUAAAUGCAAUGAAAUAGACGAAGGACCAAAAUCGAUCCAUCGCCAUUCAGGGCUGUUGAAUUUAAGCUUCACUUAUUCAGGAAAAUAAAGAUAUCAUGGGCUAAACGGAACUACACAUAGAAAACGAAGCAACCACCCUCUGAAACUAAUCGCCUCUUCUAUGUGUCCCAGAAAGCCUCAACCUGCGUGAGGAAAUUGAGAGAAACUCAUUUUCUUUCUUUUUCUUCCAAAUUCCUUGAACCAAACAUAUUGUAAAUAGGAAACCAUGGAAAUAUUUGGGAUGUAAUUGCAAAAAAAAAUGCAGUUCAAGAACAUGCAAAGACGGAGGAAAGACUGACACCGCCAACCCGCCAUGGCUGCAAUUGCACCAAAUCUGGGUGUUAUCGGGUUGCUGCCACGCCAAGAUACGGGUCAGGUCACCCUAAAGGUCGUUCAAUCCGCUCCCAAGAAACAAAAUAUAAUCACCGCUGAUUCGGCACACACCACCACCACCGUCACCUCCGGCAAAGACACAAAUAAGUCUGAAAUGUUUGUAUGUACGGGAGUAAUUUGUUGAUCUCGAGGGUUGUUGACUGCAAAUUCGAAGGGGACAUGUCCCCUCCCUAAAGUAGAGAUGGAGGCAACCGCCCUUAAAUGAAACCUAAAUCUAAGAUCUGCUCUUCCCAAUUCUUACUUCUUCCCUGUUCUCUUUUAUAGUGCACUCUACAACAAUUAGGCCUUGUUUGGAUGGACAGGUUUAAAAUUCAAAAAUAUAGGAGCAAAAAUUGCAACAUAUAGUGCACUAUAUUCUUAGGAACAAAAACAAGAGGAACAAAAUUAAAAAUAUUGCUUUAUUUUUCACGUAUAUCACACUCCUUCCGUCCCACAAUUGGUUAGAAUUUUUCUAUUUAUUUUUUUCACCUCUUGUUUAGCAAUUCCUCCGUCCCUGAAAGGUUUCCCUUAUUGACUUUUUGGGAAAUUAAUGGAGGGAUAUUUUUGUGUUGACUUUUCAAAAAUACCCAUGAUGUAAUGGGUAAAAGUAAGAUGUGAUGGAUAGAUUAUUAGUAAAAAGUAUGAUGUGAUAAGUAUGGUAUGAAAAAGUAAGGGAUAAAAGUGAUUUUUUAAUAGAUAAGGUAACAUCUUUUGGGGACAACGAAAAAAUGAAAGAGGAAAAUCUUUUAGGGACGGAGGAAGUAAAAAUUUUGAUGUAGUUUUGAAUAUUUCAGUUUUUUUUGGAAAAUAUAAAAAGAAAAACUUGGAUAUCAAAAAACAGUGAAUAGUCGAAUACAAGGCCAAUGGAAACCAUGGGAUGUUUGCAGUGUAGUAAUGGUAGGAAGAAUUGCAGUUGAGCUUCCAAAAGGGUAUAGAGGGAAAAGAAUACAAACACCACCGUGGCUGCAAACACUCCAAAUCCGGGAUUGGAGUUGAAAUGGGUGCCAAGCUUUCCAUACAUACUAGUACACAAAGGCACAUAUUGUAUUUUCCCUAUCAGCAUAGCAAGAGCACAACCUGCCAUGCCUGCAAGAAAGUGACUGUCAAGCCGUUAAAGCACCCAAGCCAAGAUACAAGAGGCCCAAAUCUAGUUUUUUAUUAUAUACGGAGUAAUAACAAAAAAUGCUCAUCACUGUAUCAAGUUUGAAAAUCAUUGUUUCAGUUAUACAGGUAAUCCCAUAAUUUCAAUAAUGGUUUCUGCCUUUCAAAUUUUUAACCAUAGAUCGAAAAAUUAAAGAAUGUUAGAACAACAAGCAAACCCAGUAAAAUCCCUCAGAAGUGGAGUUUGUAUGUAAGCAAAACUUACCCUAACCAGUAAGUAGAGAGGCUGUUAAGAAUAAAGAGUUAAAUACCUUCUCAUUUAAAUGAAAUGAAAUCCCAUCUGACUUUAAUGCAUCUCAGUACAUGAGGCUCAGAUUACAUUUACUAUAUCAGAAAAACAGCACAGGGCACAGGCAAACCCUGCCAUGGCUGCAAGAAGACAACUGCCUCGCCAAGAUGCAGGCCGCCUUGCCCUAGAGAUUUGAUUUUUGCAUCUAAACAAUUAUAAGAUUAUCAUCACAGCCUCAACUUUCAUACAUGGAAUUCAAACUAUGGAAAUUGAAAUGGGGA
Molecule: messenger RNA, 3369 nt
Organism: Cuscuta campestris
Lineage: Eukaryota; Viridiplantae; Streptophyta; Magnoliopsida; Solanales; Convolvulaceae
Source: the annotation of a GenBank genome assembly